Messenger RNA from Physcomitrium patens, 2532 nucleotides. RefSeq lists its product as uncharacterized. NCBI's taxonomy places the organism in Eukaryota, Viridiplantae, Streptophyta, Bryopsida, Funariales, Funariaceae. Gene Ontology annotation, cellular component: intracellular membrane-bounded organelle. The record is from RefSeq and is a predicted model, not a curated record.
UUACACUAUUCUGCCCAAAUCAUCCCUGCUCAUCUGUGAUUUGCGUGAUUUAACCGGUCCAAAUGUAGAGGUAAUUGGACGCAUUUCAAUUGCGAUUAGUUGGGCGCUUGAACACAAGCCAAAAACGAGGGCACAUUUAGACAUCAUGAUGAAGUGGUGUAGCUUCAAUGUGUGAAGUUCUCGAGCAUGAUUGAUGUUUUGUUUAAUGAUGCGACUGUGGCGAGGUUUCGGGCUGAAGGAAUAAUUUUAAUUCGUUGUAGGAGCGAUCAUGGCGAUGCUGGCUCGGAGGAAGGGCCUCACCCUAGCGACUGAUUAUUUGAUCGCACUGAGGAGGAGUUCCCAGAGGCCGGCAUUUCCGAAUGGAAUGGUUGAGGAAGGCUUGAAGAAGACAGGGCUGGAGCGGAGUGCGGAAUUGGGUUUGGGGGUGGAAUCGUUGCUUGGGAUCGGAGCCAGGAGAGGGAUCAGCGGCGUAGCCAGAUGGGUUGGAGAGGGGAGUUUGGGAGAGAAGCAUCAGCAGGGGUUAGCAUUGCUGGGGCGACGGAAUUUCAAUUUGUUAUCGUUACGGGAUCAGUUCAAGGGUGCCACUGCGAAGGCAAAGAAUACAGUGAUGGCCAAGGGGGCUGGCUCUUCUAGGGCACCUGAGAGCGUUUGGAAGCCUGUGAAUACGGCAAAGAAAACCGUGAUCGGGUACAGGGAAGCGUUGGGGCUUCAGUUGGAGGCCUUCUGGAAGAGAAACUACUUGGCUGUGGUCGGGGCUGUAGGGCUUGGGGUUUGUUUGCUUCUAUGGCGCAUCAUGUUUGGGAUUGCUAGCAUGUUCGUCAACCUUUCUGAGGGUAUGGCCAAGUUUGGUUUUCUGGCUCUUGCCGCUGCCAUGGUUACCGUAGGGGGAAUUUGGUUGAGGUCCAGGGUCACCAUCAAGCCGGAUGCCGUUUAUCGUAUUGCGAUGAGGAAAUUGAAUACCUCGGCACCAGUAUUAGAAGCAAUGGGUGCCCCAUUAAGAGGGACCGACUUGCGUGCCUAUAUCAUGUCUGGAGGAGAUCUAAGAAUUAAAAGCUUCAGACCUCGACUGAGCAACAAGCGCUGUUUUAUCAUAUUCCCCGUCUCUGGAGCAGAGAGGAAGGGGCUCGUGAGCAUCGAAGUGAAGAAGAAGGGAGGCCAGUAUGAUUUUAAGUUGCUUGCAGUGGAUAUUCCAACAAUUGGUGCUGAUCACCGGGUUUACCUAAUUGGGGAUGAGAAUGAGUACCGAGUAGGUGGAGGACUCAUUUCUGACCUUCGAGAUCCUAUUGUCAAAGCUAUGGCCGCUCAGAAGGAAUUUGAGGAACGUGAUGAAAAAGAGGAACAGGAUGACCUUCGACGGGAAUGGGAACAUAAACAGGCCAGUGAAAGGGAGAGGAUUGAAAAACAGGAACGGGAGGCAGCUGCGGCAGAACAAGCUGCCACAGAGCAAGCUGUUAAAGAUGCUGCAGACGAGGAGCUUAAGAAAUCCCAGGAAGCUGAACGUUUGCGACAGGAAGCCAUGAAAGCCUGAGUGUUAUGCCUUCUUUCAAGCUCUUGUUGUAUUCAGGUUCCUGAGUGGUGUACCAGAGGCCAGGUUGAAGUGUCGUUUUUAGAGGAAUGGUUGAAUAAUUAUCAGCUCUGCUUGUGGCUUCAUAUCUGAAUUAUCGGUGUUUGGGUAGUCAGUUCUCCCAAACAUAGCCCUCAGUGGAGGUGUUACUGCUUGGAGCCUUUGCAGUGUCAGCUCUGGAAACGAUCUCCGAAUCUUCAGGUGUCGGCACAAAACUCCUUUGUCAUUAGUCAUGUCAGCGUUCUGAGGGAUGCCCUGGUAUCAUUGCUUAUGUUCUCAAGUCACAUUAAAGCAUUAACGAGUGGUGGUCUGCUUUAGCUAAGCCUUUCCGAGUACAUGGGAAACUGUGAGAUAUUGCGAUGAAAUCUGCAUUUCAAGUAUGUUCAGCUUACCAGAUUCAGUGAAGAAGCGGGAAGCAUUCUUUCAGAUAUCUUUUGGAUGAAAAGUUCAUUACCUGAACGUGUUGAGUUCACCAAACUGAAAACCUCAGGAGGGUUGCACCUUAGAUGUAUGAAGUGAAGCAUUUGCGAGCACUGCGAAGAAGCGUUUGUGUCAUAAUGCUGUUUCAGGUUCAACAUUGAUGCUCUGAAGGAGAUGAGUGUUGGUAUACAAUUCUGCCACCAUCCAUGUAUUUGCCUUCCACUACAUUACUAGUCGCCUACCCUUUUCCAGAAAAGCCGUCAAAUCGCCGUCUGAAAGGAACCUAAAUGUUAGUCUACACCCUUCCGGAAGCUAUGCCAUGAAAGAAGUAUACUUGUGACGGAUCAUCGAAGCUUGUGGAUCGAAAAUAGACCAUGGAUCGGUGAAAACAGGCGAGCAGGACAGCUAGGCUCAUGCUUACGCUGAUGAUGACAGUGACUUUUGCUGAGAGGGUUUUCAUGACUCUGUUACCUCGUAUGGGAAGUUUUACAUUUAAUAUUAUUGUAAUUUAUUCCUCAUUAUGGAGUGUUGAAGAUCAUAUUAUCGUC